UAUAAUCUUUAUGCGAUAGUAAUAGCAAUAUAUAAAGACCGAAAUCGACGUCUACUAGCAUAAGUCAGUGCCACCAUGAAGAUUGUCAUCGCGUUAGCAGCCUUCGUAGCUUUGGGUUCCGGCCAUGCGCUCCCCUCAGUGCCGGGAGACAACAGUCACUACGUGGAGGGCGAAAGCCGCUACAUCUGGAUGCCAGACAGUGAGGACACACCAGUGCUGGUGGACCUUCACGAGCCCGUCGAUAAAGCCCUAGUGCAUGCCAGGAAUGGAGCUAACAACCAAUAUUGGCUUUAUACCAGGUCAAACCAAAAUAGUAAGCAGAUACUUGUCAACGGCAAUAUCAAUUCAGUGAGGAACUCAAAUUACGCAUCCAACAAGGGCAUCAAGGUGAUCGUUCAUGGAUGGAACAACAAUGGAGAUUCUCAUGUCAAUACUGUCAUCAGACAAGCUUUUCUCGCUGUUCAAGAUGUUAACGUUAUCGUUGUGGACUGGCGCGGUCUUGCUGGCUCCAGCUACACCUCUGCUGCUGCCGGUGUUCCCGGUAUUGGCCAACAUCUCGGUAACUUCCUCGUAUGGCUCAUCAACAACGCCGGAGGCAACUGGAAUAACGUGCACCUGGUCGGUCACAGUUUAGGAGCACACGUUGUUGGAAGUGCUGGACGCCAAGCUGGUGGCAGGCCUUCUCGCGUGACAGGGUUAGACCCCGCUGGUCCUGGCUGGGGUAAUAACGGCAACGCUUUGAACAGGAACUCUGGUCGGUACGUCGAAGCCAUCCACACUGACGGCAACAUCCUCGGUCUCAUGAACGCAAUUGCUGACGCCGACUUCUACCCUAAUGGUGGUAAACAUCCUCAACCCGGAUGUGCACUAAGUACGUGUUCUCAUGGUCGUGCGAAUGACCUAUUUGCCUCUACUAUCCGCCACAACCGGUUCACAGCGAAGAAAUGCAACAACGUUUGGGAAGCUGAGCUUUCAACUUGUUCAGGAUCUAACUUGAACAUGGGCAAUGCUCAAAUCAACAAAUCAGGAAGCGGUAUUUUCGCUCUGAGAACUGGAAGCUCUUGGCCUUUCUAAGCAUAACAUCUGACAAAUCUUGUCGAUAUGAAACUUAAUAGUGACUUUAAUGUUAAUAAAACUUUUUUGAAAUCUUA
Trichoplusia ni (cabbage looper) is the source of this 1151-nucleotide messenger RNA. Its product is annotated as pancreatic triacylglycerol lipase-like. The transcript has 5 exons. The coding region runs from base 76 to 1074 and encodes 332 amino acids. Gene Ontology annotation, biological process: lipid metabolic process. Gene Ontology annotation, molecular function: lipase activity. Lineage: Eukaryota; Metazoa; Arthropoda; Insecta; Lepidoptera; Noctuidae. The record is from RefSeq and is a predicted model, not a curated record.